Triticum aestivum (bread wheat) is the source of this 863-nucleotide messenger RNA. RefSeq lists its product as uncharacterized. The record is from RefSeq and is a predicted model, not a curated record. The transcript has 2 exons. Bases 6 to 644 code for a protein of 212 amino acids. Lineage: Eukaryota; Viridiplantae; Streptophyta; Magnoliopsida; Poales; Poaceae.
CGUGCAUGAUGCAUCAUCAGAGGCCGAAGAAGAUGGUGGCUUUUGAAGGUUCUUUGACUGGCAGGCGUUUCCUGGGUUGUCCUAUGCAGCAGGAUGAAGGUGUGAACUGUGGGGUUGUGGAGUGGGUGGAUGGUCCUUGGCCAGAGAUUCUACAAAGGUGCCUAACCAGGAUUUGGGACAUGUAUCAUGAGCAGAACUUGGGCAGGGUGAAUGACAAACAAGCCCAUGAGAAAGAGGUGGCCAAGCUACAGAAGGAAAUUGAUUUCCUGUCAAACAACUACAACCAGUUGGUGGAAGAUGUAUCCAACCUAUUUGACUACCAAGAUGGCAAGAUGUCUCAUGACAUGGACUAUACCAGUCAGGCAAUCAAUGAACUAGCUGAGAAGAAGAAACAACUUGAGGAUCAGGCAAAGAUUGAGUUAAGUAUGGAAAAGCUGAAGCUUGCCAAGGAGCAAAGGUGCAUUCUUCAAAGCCAAGCAGAGAUCAUUCAGAACAUGAGGAAGGCCAUGAAGGAAGUGGAGGGGGACAGGGACCUACUUAAGCAAGAGAAGAAGAAGUUAGAGUAUCUUAUUGCUGAUCUGCUCAAUGCUGGGCAUGACAGCAAAGCUAAGCUGGAGAGGAUCAAGGCAAUUAUGAAUGAGUGAAGUGGUUGGUUUGUGGGUUAAGUAAUUAGUAGGCCUAUAUAUAUAGCUGGCCUUGGAAUGUCAUGCAUGUUAGGUGUAUAUUUUGGGAAAGUUUCAUGUGCUUUCAGAAUGGUAUGAGGGAGGGAGGUAUUGCUAUGGUUUAAGAACUACUUGGUUUUAUCUAUGAUGUAAUGACUAUUAUGUUAAGACCUACUAUGCUAAGUACUCAUGCUAAGUUAA